Molecule: messenger RNA, 1506 nt
Organism: Thermochaetoides thermophila DSM 1495
Lineage: Eukaryota; Fungi; Ascomycota; Sordariomycetes; Sordariales; Chaetomiaceae
Product: monooxygenase-like protein
Exons: 3
Coding region: 1-1506 (501 amino acids)
Molecular function (GO): oxidoreductase activity, acting on paired donors, with incorporation or reduction of molecular oxygen; heme binding; monooxygenase activity
Source: RefSeq, a predicted model, not a curated record
AUGCUCACGAUCGUGGUCGCCAUUCCCCUGGCCGUUCUGGUCAGGCAUCUAAUCUCCCCGGCCUAUGACCCACGGGAGCCGCCCGUGAUCAAGCCCAAGAUCCCGUUGAUCGGGCAUAUUAUCUCCAUUGCGACCGAGGCUUCUGGGUACUAUCAGCGGUUGUUCAAGAAAUACCGGCUACCCAUUUGCACACUCCCCGUGCUCAACUACAAGAUCUACGUGAUCAACUCGCCUGCCCUCAUCGCAGCCGCCCAGCGCAGCAAGACCCUCUCGUUCGAAGUGUUCAUCCGGCAUUUCUUCAUUAAUGUGAUAGGUGUGCCCCAGCGAGAGAGCGCCAAGUUUGCCGACCCGAAGUGGUUGGCUACCGUAUCGAAGCCGCUAGCGGCCGGGCUCUCGGGUGAGUCCCUGAGAGAGAUCGCAGCUGUAGGGCUAGGGGGUAUUGCGAGGGAGUUGAAUGCUGUGACGGGGGAGAAAGGGGUCAGGAUUGGGGAUGUGGAGGGGUGGUUGACGGAUAUGCUUUCGAGAGUUAUUAUGCGGGCACUGUAUGGGGAGAAGAAUCCCCUGAGUGUGGAGGUGCAUCGUAGCAUCUGGGAGUUCGAUAAGAAGAUCUUCCUCAUUGCUCUGGGUCUUGCGCCAAAGCUCUUUGCCCGAAAGGCGCUCGCUGCUCGCGAUGAGAUCCAAAAAGUGCUGGCACCCUUCUACCUCAACCGGCUCGACGAGGGCGAAGAUGUCUCAGCGUAUGUCAGGAACCGCGCAGCGACCAAGCGUGCGACUGGCACACCCUCCGAGGACCUAGCCGCAACCGAGUUCGAUGUUGCCUGGGCCUCCGUAACCAACACAACGCCAACGAUGAUCUGGACCUUUGUCAGCAUUUUCUCCCGUCCAGACGUCGUUGAACGCAUCCGCACCGAAGUCCUCUCUGUGACCACGAUCGACAACAACACCGCCACGAUCGACUACUCCCGGCUUCAGGAACAACCAUUCCUCAACGCCUGCUGGCAGGAAAUCCUUCGGCUGUACAACGACGGCCAGGGCACCCGGUUCGUGAUCGAAGAUACAGUGUUGCGCGACGCCGACGGACAAGAGUAUCUCCUGAAGAAGGGCGCAGUGGCGCUUUGGACGGUCGGCGUGUCACACCUGAACGACGACAUCUGGGGCGCCGAUGCGCACGAGUUUCGGCCCGAGCGGUGGCUGGGAUUGUCGCCGGCCGAGGAGAAGAAGCAGAAGGGCGCGAUGUUCCCCUUUGGAGGGGGCAAGCAUUUGUGUCCGGGAAGGAUGUUUGCCGCUAUUGAGAUUAUCGGCUUUGUAGGUGCCGUUGCCCUGGCCUUUGAGGUCGAAGACGUUACCGUCCCGGAGAUGUUGACCCCAUAUCCUGGGGCGGGCGUGAGGAGGUGGAAAUGGGGGCCAGGAGGGCCGGGCGAGGUAAGGCUAAGGAGGAGGAAGGGUUGGGAGACGAUGGAGAUCAAGUUCUCGACUGAGGGGGGAAUUUGGGACAAUUCUAAGUGA